Molecule: messenger RNA, 1996 nt
Organism: Nannospalax galili (Upper Galilee mountains blind mole rat)
Lineage: Eukaryota; Metazoa; Chordata; Mammalia; Rodentia; Spalacidae
Gene: Impa2
Product: inositol monophosphatase 2
Exons: 8
Coding region: 197-1060 (287 amino acids)
Biological process (GO): phosphatidylinositol phosphate biosynthetic process; signal transduction; inositol metabolic process
Molecular function (GO): inositol monophosphate 1-phosphatase activity
Source: RefSeq, a predicted model, not a curated record
CGCGGCUACUGAGGCCCUUGUCCCCGGCAGCCUUUCCUGCGACCCGCAGUCAGGCACGCGGUGGAGGAGGUGCGGCUUGGCGGGAACGCGGGGAGGGCGUGCAGCCUGCUGUCCUGGCGGUGGGAGCGGGUGGGAGCCUGAGUCCUGCCCCGGCAGUGGAGCGGAGCAGAAGGUGGCGGGGCCCGGCGGGGCCGCGAUGAAGCCCGGCAGCGAAGACGAGGCGGUGCGGGGCGCCGGCCCUUGGGAGGAGUGCUUCGAGGCAGCGGUGCAGCUGGCGCUGCGGGCGGGACAGAUCAUUAGAAAAGCCCUUACUGAAGAAAAGCGUGUCUCAACAAAAACAUCCGCUGCAGAUCUUGUAACAGAAACAGAUCACCUCGUAGAAGAUUUAAUUAUUUCUGAGUUGCAAAAGCGGUUUCCUUCACAUAGCAGGUUCAUUGCAGAAGAGGCCACAGCCUCCGGGGCCAAGUGUGUGCUCACCCACAGCCCGACCUGGAUCAUCGACCCCAUCGACGGCACCUGCAACUUCGUGCACAGAUUCCCCACAGUGGCAGUUAGCAUCGGAUUUGCUGUUCACCAAGAGCUGGAAUUCGGAGUGAUUCAUCACUGCACAGAGGAGCGGCUGUAUACCGGCCGGAGGGGCCAGGGUGCCUUCUGCAAUGGCCGGCGGCUCCAGGUCUCCAGGGAGACAGAUCUCUCAAAGGCCUUGGUUCUGACAGAAAUCGGGCCCAAGCGUGACCCUGCUACUCUGAAGCUAUUCCUGAGCAACAUGGAGCGGCUGCUGCACGCCAAGGCUCAUGGGGUCCGAGUGAUUGGAAGCUCAACUUUGGCCCUUUGCCACCUGGCCUCAGGAGCUGCCGACGCCUACUACCAGUUUGGUCUUCACUGCUGGGACCUGGCAGCUGCCACAGUCAUCAUUAGAGAAGCAGGUGGCAUUGUGAUAGACACCUCAGGCUCAAGUCUGCUCAUUGGUUCCCAGCGAGUGAUGGCUCCUACAUCAUACACCCAAGAAAGAUGCUUGGAGCACAUGAAAAGGCAGAUUGGCCUCUCCCAGACCUACUGAGUCAGAGAAGAACCUUCAUCCCUCUAGGCCACAGCAGUCUUCUGCCUGAUCAAGUACAGGAUGAACUGCUCCCCAUCUUGUCUUAUCUUGUUUUGCAUUUCACAGACCCCUGCAUUUAACCAGCAUGUUGCUGAGACAGGGCAGCUUCAGAGCUCGGGUCUGUGUAGCCUUGGCCACGUUCCCCCUGGGGCAGAGCGGGUAGCAAAGAGGCAUCAUGCCUCCCUCUGCCAGGUUCAUUUCUUAGCCACCUGCUGGGUACAAACCCUGUUACUCCACCUCAGUCCUGGGGGCUGUUUUCCUCGGUGUACAUGUAUAUGAGAAGUUGCUGUGCCGGACUGUUCUGCCAGACUGUUCUGCAACCUCCUAUAACCUGGAUGUUUGCUUUCUCCUCUCUGUCCACACAGGUGGACCACUUGACCUCAUGUCUUGCAGAGUGGUUGCUGCUGGCACCCGAGAGAUGGCAAUGCUCAUAGCUCAGGCCUUACAAACUAUUAACUAUGAGCGGGAUGAUGAGAAGUGAGCAGCACAUGGAGCAGUGGGGCCCCAAAGGGCCUUCCUGCAAGGCUCAAGUUCAGCGGCUCCCUGAGAAAAGGCUGCCCAGGUGGCCUGUCUUCUGAGACAAGUGUCUGCUACCCCAAAGGGAGGUGUCACACUGACAUGUGUGACUAGCUCUCUGAAUCACAGCUCUCUCACUGGGACUUGGUGCUUAGCUGGUUUCUCUCUAAUCUCACAUAGCCCUUUUCAGGUCGGUACAUGUUCUUCCAUGAGGGCCAAAUCCAAAUCUCUUAUGAGGUGUAGGUUAGUGAUUCAGUCUCAUUGCUUUUCCAGAAUGCAAAUCUCAGGUAAUAAAGCUUUAGAACUUGUUCUUGGGCCCUCCCUACCCGUGGUACUACAGAAUGCAAUAAAUCAGAAUUACAGUGUUCUGCCCUUCUGUUC